Messenger RNA from Mirounga angustirostris (Northern elephant seal), 618 nucleotides. Its product is annotated as ATP synthase subunit d, mitochondrial-like. Lineage: Eukaryota; Metazoa; Chordata; Mammalia; Carnivora; Phocidae. The record is from RefSeq and is a predicted model, not a curated record. Gene Ontology annotation, molecular function: proton-transporting ATP synthase activity, rotational mechanism. Bases 66 to 551 code for a protein of 161 amino acids. The transcript has a single exon. Gene Ontology annotation, biological process: proton motive force-driven ATP synthesis.
GUGACCCAGUUCCGUUCCUUGCUGCUGUGGUCUCUGGGCCGCCGGGGUCGGUGAAGGAUCUCAAGAUGGCUGCGCGAAAACUUGCUCUAAAAUCCAUUGACUGGGUAGCUUUUGGGGAGAUCAUACCCCGAAACCAGAAGGCCAUUGCUAACUCCCUGAAAUCCUGGAAUGAGACCCUUACCUCCAGGUUGGCUACUCUCCCUGAGAAACCACUUGCUAUCGACUGGGCUUACUACAAGGCCAAUGUGGCGAAGGCUGGUUUGGUAGAUGACUUUGAGAAGAAGUUUAAUGCCCUGAAGGUUCCUGUGCCAGAGGAUAAAUAUACUGUUCAGGUGGAUGCUGAAGAAAAAGAAGAUGUGAAAAGUUGUGCCGAGUUUUUGUCUCUCUCAAAGGCCAGGAUUGAGGAAUAUGAAAAAGAGCUGGAGAAGAUGCGGAACAUAAUUCCAUUUGAUCAGAUGACCAUUGAGGACCUGAAUGAAGUCUUUCCAGAAACCAAAUUAGACAAGAAGAAGUAUCCCUAUUGGCCUCACAAGCCAAUUGAGAAUUUAUAAACUUGAGUUGGGGAGAAAGCUCUGGCCCUCGUAUUGUAAAUGCUGGACAUUAAAAAUAAUGAUAUGG